UGUUCUGGCUUGGUCCUGUGGGCGGAGUCAUUUAACAUGGCGUUUCGAGGGGGAACAGCAAUUCCAAUGGGGAACCAAAUCGGGUGCCACACCGGCCGUUGGAUUUCGGUUGUGCAGCGAACACUUCAUAUCAGCUAUCUUCCAUCUCCAGAGAAGAGGAGACGGAAAGCUAGACUGGAGGUGUUCAACAGGAGGCAGAAGGCGAAAUUGCAGAAAAUAGAGCAGGCAAAGCUAUGUGCAGAAGCCACCCGUCUAAGGGCAUCAACUGAUUGUCCCCAAAACAAUGCAGCAACAGAAGACCAAACCACAGAGCCCUCCAUCACAGAAGACCAAGUCAUAGAGCCCACCAUCACAGAUCCUUUGGAAGAAUCAGGUGAUGAAGAUCCUGUCCAGCCUGAUCCAGCAACACCACCAUGCACCUCUGAAACCUGUAGUAAGCGCAUCGAGUCUCUUGAGCUAGAAUGCCAAGCUCUAAGAACUGAAAAUAUGUUGUUAAGGGACAAAAUAAGUAGGAAGACCCUGACAGAGAUAAGUUUGCAAAAUGAUGAUAAAAAGGUGAAUGUCCUCACUGGGUUAGCAACCUAUGCAUGUCUGAUGACCAUCUUUCAAUAUUUGACUCCAUUUCUCAAACUUAAGGCAUCGAUAACAUGUUUUCAACAAUACAUGUUGACUUUGAUGAAGCUGCGAAUGAACUUGACAUUUGACUUUUUAGGUUUUUAUUUUGGCAUUGACCCAACUACUGUCUCCAGACACUUCAAACACUGUGUUAAUUUGAUUUAUUGUAGACUGGUGCCAAGUCUAGUGGUGUGGCCUGAAAGAGAAUCUCUAAGAACAUCUCUUCCAUAUGUAUUUAGAAAUGGCGGCUACGAGAAGACUGUUUGUAUCAUAGAUUGUUUUGAAAUAUUUCUAGAGAAACCAAGUAGAUUGCGACCCAGUGCACAGUGUUACUCAAAAUACAAAUCACAUCACACCAUGAAAUAUUGAAUUGCCAUUUGCCCUCAAGGUACAAUUUCUUUCAUUUCUACUGGAUGGGGAGGUCGCACCAGUGAUAAGUUCAUUACAAAACACAGUAAUUUUUUACCCAAUAUUCUCCCAGGAGACGUUGUUUUGGCAGACAGGGGGUUUCUGGUGAAAGAGUCUGUUGAAAGGUGUCAGGCUGAAUUAAAAAUUCCAGCAUUUACUCGUGGGAAAGUACAGUUAGAUCCUGUUGACAUAGAGAAUACAAGAUCUCUAGCCUCUUUAAGAAUUCACAUUGAAAGAGUCAUAGGAGUACUUCGUCAGAAAUAUACUAUCUUACAAAACACUGUGCCAAUAACUUUCACAGAUAUAGAGACAGAAAAUGAUGUUACUUAUCUUGAUAAAAUUGUGAGUGUAUGUUGUGGACUAACAAAUGUACCAGAUUCUGUGGUGCCCUUUGAGUGAUGAAUUUGUGUGCCAACAGAAAAUAAACCUUUUUGAUUGCUUCUCACUUGUUUGUUGUGACUACUUUUCUCACUCACUAGAUUUGAAUGAUCUAUCCAUGUUUUAUGAUCGCUACAGAUACUACUACAGACAGUUAGACACAGAAGAGAACAACAUUGGCUUAACAGUUUUUAUUAAACAAUUAAAUAUUUACAUUGCAUCAGCUAGUUCAUAUUCACACAUUGUGUAAUUAAGUAAGACUAAGUAAUUAAGGUGUUUUUUUUUGGGCAUUGAUAAGUUUCCUACAGCUUGGACACACCCACUGUUUCGGUACCCUUUUCAUCCGAAGGCAGGUUUGGUGGAACUUCUCCACGGCACAGAACCCUGAGGCACAAACAAGCAUGUUCCCUGCCGCAGGUGCGCGGCAGUAGCACCACUGUUGCUGGGGAUUGGUGUUUGCAGUUGCUUGUUUUGGUGCAGAAAACCAUUUGCCUAACAACUCUGGGAUUAUACAUUUUAU
Molecule: messenger RNA, 1921 nt
Organism: Gadus chalcogrammus (walleye pollock)
Lineage: Eukaryota; Metazoa; Chordata; Actinopteri; Gadiformes; Gadidae
Exons: 3
Coding region: 37-984 (315 amino acids)
Source: RefSeq, a predicted model, not a curated record